AUGGACCUCGGCAAGGCCCACGGCAACCGACUGCACCAGAUCCCAGCCGUCCCCCGGCUCUGCCCUCCCCGCGGCCCCUUGCGGAGGAGCCUCUUGCUCAACAGAAGGGAUUCAAUAAAAUAUAGGUGCCUGGAAGCCCUGGUGGUCUUCUGCCGGUCGGGAAAGGAGGAGGAGCCCUACGUGACCAUCACGCGCAAGCGGCGCCUGCGGAAGGGCUAUGAGGUGGAGCUGGAGCAGGAGGUGGGCCACUCGGCGCGCCGGCUGGCCACGCACCGCAAUGCCUUCAAGCGCAUGGCCGUCAUCCAGGCCUUCCUGGGCUCCACGCCGCAGCUCACGCUGCAGCUCUACAUCAGCGUCCUGGAGAAGCACGUGCCCCCGGCCCGAGCCGUCCUCAUGGGCAUCUGCCUGGUGUCGGUCACCUACGGGGCGCUCAUCUGCAACGUCCUGGCCAUUCAGAUCAAGUACGAUGACUACAAAGUGCAGCUGCGGCCGCUGGCCUUUCUCUGCAUCGUGCUGUGGCGCAGCCUGGAGAUCUCCACCCGCGUGGCCGUCCUCGUGCUCUUUGGCACCGUCUUCAAGCACUGGAUCAUCCUCAUCGCCCUGGCCAACCUGCUCGUGGUCUUCUUCCUGCCCUGGGUGCAGUUCUGGCGCAGCGGCACGCGGCUGCCUGACAACAUUGAGAAGAACUUCAGCCGCGUGGGCACCGUGGUGGUGCUCUGCGCCUUCACCCUGCUCUACGCUGGCAUCAACAUGUUCUGCUGGUCGGCCGUGCAGCUCAAGCUGGCCGACCGGGACCUCAUCGACAAGUCGCAGAACUGGGGCCGCCUGGCCGUGUACUACGUGGCCAGGCUGCUGGAGAACACGGCACUCGUCGUGCUCUGGUACUUCUUCAAGACAGAUGUCUACGAGAACAUUUGCACGCCACUGCUCGUGGUGCAACUGCUGCUCGGCUACUGCCUGGGCAUCUACUUCAUGCUGCUCUUCUUCCAGUACCUGCACCCCUGCCGCCAGCUCUUCCACCACAACGUCGCCGACUUCCUGCGCUGCGUGUGCUGCCGGCGGCGCGUGCCGGCCCAGCCGCUGCUCCUCGAGGCUCCGUGCGAGCCCGGGGUGAGGCACAGCAUCGUCUGA
Molecule: messenger RNA, 1131 nt
Organism: Tinamus guttatus (white-throated tinamou)
Lineage: Eukaryota; Metazoa; Chordata; Aves; Tinamiformes; Tinamidae
Source: RefSeq, a predicted model, not a curated record